CUUUACAAAGAUAACACCUUACUAAGAAUGGCCAAGCUUCAACUUUUCUUUCAAAGCUUGAUUGUAAUUCUAGCUGUGCUUUUCCAUCUCUCUCAUGCUGAUGUUGGCACAGCUGCCCGUUAUAGAACCCCAUAUUUACCCACAGCCUGCUAUGGAAACGAUGCAGGACAGUUCCCCUCGAGCAACCUGUUCGCAUCGGCCGGCGAGGGGAUAUGGGACAAUGGUGCCGCCUGUGGGAGGCAGUAUUUGGUGCGGUGCAUAAGCGCGGCUCAGCCUAGAACUUGCAUUCCAGGCGAAACAAUUCAAAUAAAAAUCGUUGAUCGUGCACUCAGUUCAGUUUCUAGGCCUUCCCAGCCCGGUGCUACCAUGGUUCUUUCUAAAACUGCAUUUGGGAUGAUUGCCAAACCUACCGCGCCUGCCAUUAACAUAGAAUUCACGCAGGUUUGAAAUGGACGUACAAUAUUUGAUUAAUAAGGUGGGAGAGCCCAUCAUUAUUCUACACAAGUGCAGAGGAAAGGGAUCGAGAGGAAGGUGGGAAAUUUCCCCUUUGCUUGCCCUAAAUGUAUUAACAUAAUGUGUUUCUUCAUCAUUUUUUUAUGUAUUUGUUUGAUGUAUCUCUUUUUUCAUUUAUACAAUAA
This is a messenger RNA of Quercus lobata, 638 nucleotides long. RefSeq names its product putative EG45-like domain containing protein 1. Bases 28 to 447 code for a protein of 139 amino acids. The transcript has 4 exons. NCBI's taxonomy places the organism in Eukaryota, Viridiplantae, Streptophyta, Magnoliopsida, Fagales, Fagaceae. The record is from RefSeq and is a predicted model, not a curated record.